AUGAAACUCCAAACCCUAAUUCUUGUCACCGUUCUUCUAAUGGCCUCUGCGGCGGCAGCAGCAAGGAAGCAAUAUCCGCUGGGUGGUUAUAUCCCCAUCACAAACAUCAACGAUCCUCACGUCAUCGAGAUCGCUAAAUUUGCCGUCACUCAGUACGACAAGCAGAGCGGUGCGAAGUUGAAGUUUAAGAAGAUAAUCAAAGGUGAAUCUCAGGUUGUUGCAGGGACUAACUACCGCCUCACACUCUCUGCCGGCGAAGGUUCUGUUUCGAAUAUCUAUGAAGCUGUUGUGUGGGAGAAGUUAUGGCUUCACUUUCGAAACCUUACUUCUUUUAAACCUGCGCAUGCUUAA
Molecule: messenger RNA, 351 nt
Organism: Vicia faba (fava bean)
Lineage: Eukaryota; Viridiplantae; Streptophyta; Magnoliopsida; Fabales; Fabaceae
Source: the annotation of a GenBank genome assembly